Messenger RNA from Prorocentrum cordatum, 3036 nucleotides. The record is from the annotation of a GenBank genome assembly. Lineage: Eukaryota; Dinophyceae; Prorocentrales; Prorocentraceae.
GUCUCAGGCAGCGUGGACCGCGACAUCAUCGGGGUCAUGCAGCGCCAGUGUGAUCGGUGCGGGCCCGACCAGCUGACCUCGCCGCCGCCGACCACCUGCCACUGCGACGCAGGCUCUGCCUGGGUCGGCGCGGCGGCGGGCUUCGCCGUGGGCGUGAUGUCAGACCACCCGCCGGCGCCGAGCUGGCUGCGAUCGCUGAUUCCGGGGGCUCGCCUGUACGUGAGGUACCCGGACGAGGACCUCUGGCACGAGAGGCUUCUCUGCGGGCGCGCACGGGCGGACGGGUGGUCAUGGGUGGCCCUGACACCGACUGGAGACCAGCGCGAGGAGGACUUCGUAGACGCCGCCGAGAUCUUGGCCUGUGGGCCCAAGGGCGGCAUUCCAGUGAAGUUGCAUGGCAAGCACUUGUUCAAGAUGGAGCACCGCUCCAACACACACUACGCGGACUUCAUGGCGGCUGGGCUGAAGUUGGCUGAUGAGUUGGUCAGCGCAGGAGGCGGUGGUCCUGCACCCCCUCCUGAGGCGGGGCCCUGGGCCCCCUUGGCCGACGCCGACGUGGAGCGCGACCCCGCGACCAAGUGGAUCACGCUCGAGUCAAGGUUCGGCUACGCCGCGGGCGACCCGAUCGACGUGGUGGGCCAGCCCUUUCUGCGCUCGGGUGAUCGUGGCGUGCUGGAGCUGGCGGAGGGGCCCAUUGCUGUGGGCAUCUCGGACACCGCGGUCACAGGGCUCACGCCGCGUGCGGGGCCGCUGGACAGCCGCCUGCUGGGGGCGAGCUCGGACGCGACCUCCAUGCGCCAGAGCUUCGCCCAGCGCGCCCAGCUCCUCGAGACGGGUGACAACCAGAAGUGGAUGGUGCAGGGGCCCCCGACCAUGCGCUGGGUCUGCCUCGCGCACGUAGAGGGCAACGCCACGCCCAAGCAGCGCCACUUCUGGUGGCGUCAGGUCCUGGGGCUAGUAUCAACGGACCCUGGGGUCGAGGAGCAUAGUUUCUUGUGCGAGCUGAUCGAGACCGCCGUGGCGAGGGGCGGCCUCAACGUGGCGGCCCUGGAGGCGUUCGAGACGGUGUCGAGGCGCUUCCAGCUCUGGGAGGAGUUCUACGCGGAGGCGUUGCGGAUCGCGGAGGCCAGCGACCACGGGGAUGACCUGGGCGAGAGGAGGCUCUUCCUGGGGAGCCACCGGAGCAAGGGCCUCGCGAUUGCGUCGCCGGAGUUGGAGCAGCACGUCGCCACGAAGCUGCAGGAGGAAAGUGCGGUGCUCAAGGAGCGCCGCAAGGGUCGCGAGGAGCGGAGGCUUGCUCGCACGGACCCGACGCGCCCAUCUACUUCUUCGGGCUCUGGCGCUGCGGCAUCUGGCGCCCAGCAGCCCCCGCGGCAGACCCAGCCUCCAGUCAGGAACUGCGUGGAGAGGUUGCUGGACUUGUCCAACCUCGUUCGCGUCGGCCCCGACAGCUGCGCGCACAAGAGAGGUGGCUGCGUGAGGGCAUCGAGGGCGCUUCAGGGUUCGAGGUGCGGCUAUGCGGACUCGCUGACCGAUGGCAAGGUUGCUGCUUACAGACGUGGUGAAGUCUCACUACCGCAGGGCAAGACUGGAGGCGUGUCUCUUUUGAACUGCCCUGGGCCUGAGCUGCAGGCAGUUUUGGUAAGUGGUCAGGGUCUCCUUCGCUCUGAUCGCGAUCGCGACAACGUUCUUUUAGAUGCUCCCAGGGUGCCGGCUAUGGAUGUCAACUUGGGCAAGGGCGGCGCCGACUACGGGCGCUUCCUGGGGGAGCUGUAUGACCUUGGGGCUAUCGAGGUGCGCGAGUCGCCGCAGGAGGUCUGCGGGCUCUUCUUCGCUCCCCGCAAGGAUUGGCGUCUACGUCUCAUUUGGGACACGAGGCGCCCCAACGCACACUUUGAGGUGCCGCCCUUCACCGCCUCGCCGUCUGGUGAGGCUUUGGCUGCUCUUGAGAUUGACGAGUCGAUCGCUGGGCAGAGGAUAGUGGCACCGAGCGCGGAUGUGGAGGUUUGCUUCUACCAGUGCGAGCUGCCGUCCAACCUCCGCCCGUUCUUCGCUCUUAAGUCUGUUGACCUUCGGUUUCUGCCUCGGCACGUGCGUGGCCAGGUCAGCCAGCAGGCCACCAACGGCCACAUUCAAUUUCAAUCUCGCGUUGCGCCCAUGGGAUGGGCAUGGGCCGUGCACCUCGUGCAGCAGGCGCACAUGUCGUCGCUGAAGGAUGCGAGGCCGCUCGACUCCUGGGUGCUGGACAAGGUGCCGACGGAGCCGAUCAGCGCUUCGCACUUGGCUAAGAUACUCUACAUCGACAACUUUGCGUCCAUCGGUCCCACGCGGGCUCGGCCAGACGCGGCCACUGCUGAUAUGAUCACGUCGUUAGCGGAUGCUGGGGUCAAAUCUGACAUGGGCCCGAGCUCUGGGACGUUUGGGGCGCAUGACCUUCUUGGCUUCUCGUUGGUCGAGCGCCGUGCCACUUGGGCCCUCAGCGCUCGCAAGUUUUGGAAGAUCAAGGGGGCGCUGGACUACGUGGUUUCGUCCAGCCAGGGCUUCGCCGGCGCGGAGAUGGAGCGGCUGCUGGGACACUUGGUCAGCUGCUUCCUGCUUCGACGCGAAAUGCUCUUGCUACUGUACGCGUCGUACACCUUCGCCCAGGAGACCAAGCUGCGCCGGGUGCCCCUCUGGCCUUCGGUCCGCAAGGAGCUCCGGUGGUGCCGUGCGUUGUUGCCGCUGGUGGCCGCGGACAUGUCACGGCCUUGGUCUCCUUUGAUCACUUCCUAUGAUGCAAGUCCCUGGGGAUACGGCGUUUGCGAGACGUCGGUCUCGGCAUCGCAGUCUGGGCAGAUCGGACGGCUGAACGACAGAUCGAGAUGGAAGGGGUUGUUGGCUACCAAUCGUCGGCCUCGGGACGACCUCGCGGAUCUUAACGAUGUCGACGGCGACUUCAAGAUCCCACGAGGUCGGGACACGAUCCUCUCGGCUGGGGCGGCUUCGGGCUUUACCGAGGUGGGUCCUGGAUUUCUGAGAGACGCCGCCUGGGUCACG